Fukomys damarensis (Damara mole-rat) is the source of this 3805-nucleotide messenger RNA. It is a transcript of the gene Il5, whose product is annotated as interleukin 5. The coding region runs from base 102 to 506 and encodes 134 amino acids. Gene Ontology annotation, cellular component: extracellular region. Lineage: Eukaryota; Metazoa; Chordata; Mammalia; Rodentia; Bathyergidae. The transcript is spliced from 5 exons. Gene Ontology annotation, molecular function: growth factor activity; interleukin-5 receptor binding. The record is from RefSeq and is a predicted model, not a curated record. Gene Ontology annotation, biological process: immune response.
CAGAAAGACAAAUACCGCACGGUUAUGAGUCCUCGGAGGAAUCAAACGUGUACACACUGAGUAGAAGAGUGUUUGCAGGUGAACGCUGAGCUUUUGGAGCCAUGAGAAUGCUUCUGCUUUUGGGGCUGCUAGUUCUGGGGGCGGUGUAUGUUCGUCCCGCCACCAUGGGAACUUCUAUGAGGACGCUUGUCAAAGAGACCUUGACUCUGCUUUCUACUCAUCGAACUCUGCUGAUAGGCAAUGAGACACUGAGGAUUUCAGUUCCUGCACAUAAAAACCACCAACUAUGCGUUGAAGAAAUCUUCCAGGGAAUAAACACACUGAAGAAUCAAACCACUCAAGGGGAUGCUUUAGAAGAACUAUUCCAAAAUUUGUCUUUAAUUAAAAAACACAUUGACCUCCAAAAACAAAAAUGUGGGGAAGAGCGACGGAGAGUAAAGCAGUUCUUGGAUUACCUUCAAGAGUUCCUUGCUGUCGUAAAUACUGAAUGGACAAUGGAAGGCUGAGACUGAAUUGGCUGAUUGUGGGGUUUUUAAAAUCAAACUUAUUUUCCACAGAUACAUAAAAAUAGGAAAAUUAUACAUAUUAAUGGUAUACCGAGCAACACUUUAAUAUAUGUAUACAUCGUGUAAUCAGGUUAAAUAUAUCUACGGCCUCCAACAUUUAUCAUGUUUUUAUGGCAAAAACAGGCAAAAUCCUUUCUUCCAGCUUUCUGAGAUACACAGAACACAAUCACUAGCCAAAGUCCCCCUACAGUGCGACAGCAUGCCAGAAUUUCUUACUCCAAUCUAACUGCAGCUUCGAGGGCCGGGGAUUUAGCUCAGUGGCACUGUACUUGCCUCACAAGCCCACGGUCCUGAGUUCAAUCUCUGGUACCAAAAAAAAAAACCCCAAAAAAACAAAAACUAUGCUAACUGCAGCUUAGCACCGGUUGAUCAAUAUUUUCCUAUGAUUCCCUCAUUCUAGUUUCAACUUCUAUGAGAUCAACUUCUUUAGAAUCCACAUAUGAGGGAUAUCAUCAUAUGGUACUUGCAUUCUUGUGCUUGAAAUAGCCAAAGAUUUUGGACAAGCAAAAGGACAUAAGAACAAGAGCCAACCAAGGGUAGGGCCUUAAUUUUCAGUGUCAUUAAACUUUGGGGACAAAGUAAAUAUUUCAAGCACACUUUUGCCUUACCCCAGGAAACAUAAAAUAGCUGAGAUGUAUUUCAGAUGUCAGAUCACUGAAGUAUUUUGCUGCAUUUCACUCCAGGCAAAUUUAGCUUACUGUUCUGUAAAAAUAUCUGUUAACUUAAUAGUACUUAUCACAUGAUUAAGAAUUGGGUAAAUUAAUAUUUAUUUUAUGCAGAGCAAUGUUCCAGUAAAGCAAAACUGGACAACUGCGGUUAAUUUGCUGCUGACCUCUGUCCUUUUUUGUCUGCUUGUUUUCUGGAUUGAACUCAGAACCUUGCCGGUUGCAAAGCAGGAGCAUUGCCACAGGGCAAAGUCGCCGGCCGCCUGCUGGCCUCUGUCUUAAUACUUGAAGUUUGCAGUCCAUGCAAGCACACUGUGUUUGGAGGGAGGGUCUGGGGGCAUGUGGCCUGGUCGUGAGUAUUCAAUGCAGAAGUCUCAGGGUCGCCAGGCAUAGCAAGGGUGGAAGAAAUCCAGUAGAAUGGGUGGGGAGGGAGCCGGCAGGACUGAGCCCGGUUUCCUCUCCACAGCAGUCCACCCAGACCCUAGGAUGGGGCAGGGAAGCAGCAGGGAAUGAACGAAUGAAUGAACCUCUUAGAAUGCCUUAAGAAUUGAGUUUUAAAGGCUUUCCCUGGGAGCAAGGCAGUGCUGGAACCCACAACUAGGUUUCUUCCAAACCUAUGAAAAGAAUCUGGCAAACAUUCGCACAGCCAGCUCAGACGGGAAACCAGAGAUGCUGGUUUCGGUGGUCCAGAGAACUGUGACCUGGGGGGUGGCACCACGUAACACAGAGUGAGAGGGGGUGGCUGGGUAGCUCUGUCCCAAAGGCUAAGCCCCCAUACCGUAUUCCCAAAGCAACACCAGGCAGAACGACACUCGUGUCUGAGGGUUUAAGACUAUCGGUAGCAUAAAUGGAUCUUUCUCUGCUUGAGACAAUCUAUCAAGGAUCCAGAGAAUAUUUUAAAACUGACAUCAACCUAGUGACAAUAUUCAGCCCCGGAUUUCUUCAGUCCUCAUCCAACAAAUACUUACUGAUGAUGGGCCCUGUGCUGGGUGUGGGAUACGGACGGGGUCUGCACUGGGAAUCCUUAGAGACCAAUGCAAUCAUCCAGGGCACAGAUGCACAAGCAGCAUCAGGGCCAGGCUCAGGGCAUGCGUGCAGCAAUCACUCCUACUACUUCUGGGCACCGCAGAGGGGCUGAGCAGCCAGGCACAGAUUCCCCGGUGCGUGGUGCAAGUCCUUCUGCGGAAGAAAGUGUGUUUGCCUUCUAUAGCAGGUCCAGCGCUCAGAACCCUGCCACCUACUGUGGCCCAGGCCACCAACUCAUGGCCACACCAAGAAUCACGAGCUGAGCCAGUGAGGCAGGAGAUGGAUUUGCACAGCACCAGGCUCUAGAAACAGACAGGAAACAGGAAACUCAACUUGCUAAAAGACUGACUCUCAAAUGAUUCAAGUAUGAAGCUCCAACAUAUUUCAGGACUGUUCUAGAAUGUAGACUCUAUCAAUGAGUAAAGCAGACAAAAAUCCGCCCCCCCUUUUUUUUGGUACCAGGGAUUGAACUCAGGACCUUAUGCUUACAAAGCAAACAGCGGCCCCACUGAGCUAAAUCCUCCACCGAAAAAUCCCUAUUAUUGCAGACUAAUACCACCCCCUCAAAAAAAGCAAAACUGACUUCCCACUUCUUUACCAGGAUCUAAUAUGGUUAACAUGAAUUUAAGGCUAGAAUAUUAUAUCUAAACCCUCACCAAUUUACCAGGAUCCAGAGAGGCAAUGUGGGUUGUUUUUAAGUAACGGAAAUGGAACUUCUUAUGCACGGUGAGGUUUGUAAAGGCAGAAUCUACAAUUCUCCAGGUGGCUCUCUUCCCCCUAUAACAAAAGCAUCCUUCCUGACUGCCCCUCGCCAGAGAGAACUGUACCCCUUGGCGAGGCCUGGCGACAAAUUAGGGAAGAGUAGGUUAGAAGGAAUUCUCCGGUCAAUUUUGUUUUUCCUCUAAAAAGCUUGUUCCAGCAAGAAUCAAUUUUCACAUGGCAACCCCAAUGUCCAAGCCCGGUGGGAGGGGCCACGUGGACUAUCAGGUUGGUUAGGGAAGAGCCCCAGAAGAACCUCCCCAGACAAUGAUGCAUCUAAAACCAGUCACUUCCUGUCAGCCCUGUGCCACAAAACCUGUUGCUGCUGCUCCUCUGAAUCCUUCUUCUUUCUCCUUUGAGGUCUCUGGCUCUGGCUACUGUGCCAUGGCCACUUACGCAUUACUUUUCUAGUUGACUUCCUGACUUUCGCCCUUGGCAUCUUCCCAUCCACCAUUCAGCGUCUGAAUUGCCUCUCUGGUCCCCUCACCUCCAUCCCCAUGGCCUUCCGGUCACCUACCCGUGUCAGUUGUCGGCUCCUACUUCAGGCUCUCUGCACACUGGAGUCAGUGCCUACUGCUGGGCACAAAACCCCUAACUCGCUACCAUCUGAAGUCCAAGCUCCUGCACUGGUCAUGCAAAGUCUACCUCUACCCCUUUCCACCUAACACUGUUUGCAUGAAAAAAUUAUUCAGGGAACCCAUUCACAUUGACUGAAAUGGGACAUUUUUUGGUAUUCUGCAUCUCUAUCCCAAGUCCUCAAUUUCUUAAAACUUAAAACAUAGUAAAAUG